Messenger RNA from Trematomus bernacchii (emerald rockcod), 2115 nucleotides. Its product is annotated as thyroid peroxidase-like. The transcript has 11 exons. The record is from RefSeq and is a predicted model, not a curated record. Gene Ontology annotation, molecular function: peroxidase activity; heme binding. Bases 1 to 2115 code for a protein of 704 amino acids. Lineage: Eukaryota; Metazoa; Chordata; Actinopteri; Perciformes; Nototheniidae. Gene Ontology annotation, biological process: response to oxidative stress.
AUGCUGCUCUGCAUCAUUCUCCCAAGAGUUUCAACUGAUGAAGCCACACAUUUAAACGCCACAUCUUUGAGAGAACUGCUUAUCUCGUCAUUUCAAGAAAGCCAGCGAAUGCUACACGAAGCCUCUCUCCACUGCAGACAAAGACGAAGCUCAGCCUCCUCUUCCAUGCAUGUGUCUCCAUUCCUUCGGCAAACGGAGCCCGAGACCCUGGAGAAUUCCCGAGCUGCAGAGCUUUUUCAAACAACACUGCACGUCCUCGACAACAGAGCGAGACAGAGAUAUAAGAGGGAUGUCAUGGCACCAGGACUGCUCUCAUGGGAAGACGUGGAGCUGAUUGCCGAGCUGUCUCGAUGUCCUCCUGUGACACAUCCAAACAUCUGUCAUCAAAGUCACCUCAACAAAUACAGCUCCAUAUCUGGCCUCUGCAAUAACAGGCAAAAUCCUCUCAGGGGAGUAGCCAGCACUCCCUUGGUCAGAUGGCUUCCAGCUGAAUACGAAGACGGAGGGAGAGAGCCCAAGGGCUGGAACCAAGGACGGCUCCAUAAUGGAUUCCAACUUCCCCCGACAGGUGAUUCUAUCAAAGCUGCACGAGGUUGCAUGCCUUUUUUUCGCUCCAACGCAGCCUGCGCCAUCCAUCGUGGCUCAGAUAUUCGACAAGCUCUGCAGCGACAGCAGAUGAACGGCAUCACAUCGUUCAUAGAUGCUUCGACCGUGUACGGCCACAGUCCAAGGCUGCAGAGCUCCCUCCGUGACCUCUCUGGCCUCGAUGGGAAGCUUGCUGUCAAUGACCAGUUCAGGGAUCACACAGGAAGAACAUACCCUCCAUCCGUCGCCAAUCUGCCAUCCGCCUGCCGCCAGGGUCCGCACGUGGAGAGAGUCGAAUGUUUCAGAGCUGGAGACAGUCGGCUGAAUGAGGGUCUGCCCCUGAUCUGUCUGCACACACUGUGGCUCAGGGAACACAACCGGAUCGCAGAGGCACUGAAACACAUCAACAGUCAUUGGAGCCCGGAGACUAUUUACCAAGAAACUCGCAAGAUUGUCGGAGCACUGCAUCAGAUCAUCACCAUGAGAGAUUAUGUUCCAAAGAUCAUUGGCGAGGAGUCUUUUGAACAUUACAUUGGACCCUAUCGGGGAUAUGAUCCAACUACAGACCCUUCAACAUCCAAUGUGUUUGCGACCGCUGCAUUCAGGUUUGGCCACGGCACCAUCUCUCCAAUACUCCAGAGACUGAAUGAGAGCUUCCAGAUGCAUGAGCACUUCCCCCACCUGAGAAUCAGUAGCACUUUCUUCAGUCCAUGGAGAAUAGUCAAAGAAGGUGGAAUUGAACCGACCCUGAGAGGUGCAAUUGGAACUCCAGCAUCUACAGCAAGCGCAAACAUGCUGUUGACAGAGGAGGUAACAGAGAGGCUAAUCGUUCUCAAUAACUCACAGUUCAUGGACCUAGCUUCACUGAACCUACAGAGAGGACGGGAUCACGGCCUUCCAGGAUACAAUGAUUGGAGGUCAUUCUGUGGAUUGGAGCGCAUCAAGACACUGGAAGAUCUCAAAGAGGUUGUAAGAGACUACAGGGUUGCAGAGAAGAUAUUACAACUAUACAAAAAUCCUGACAAUAUUGAUGUAUGGCUUGGAGGGCUUGUUGAAGACACGUUGCCAGGCUCAAGAACUGGUCCCCUCAAUGCUUGCCUGAUUGGAAAGCAGAUGAAAGCCUUUCGUGAUGGUGAUAGGUUUUGGUGGGAGGCUGACGGUAUGUUUAGCCAGCAACAGAAGGAUGAGCUUCUAAAUGGUUCUCUGUCUCGGAUCAUCUGUGACAACAGCAACAUCAGGGAAGUCCCCACUGAUUCAUUGAGGUUUGGGAAAUUCCCCAAUGAUUACUUAUCCUGUGAUCACAUGCCAUCCAUCAAUUUGGAAGCUUGGAGAGAAGAGAAGAGCCGAGACUUAGUACAGUGUGGAACUCCAAGACAGAUAAAGAAUGGGGAUUUUAUUCUGUCCUCGACAUCUGGCAAACUGGUUGCUCUGUACUCCUGUUACCAUGGUUUCAAGUUAAAGGGUGCCGCUGCAAUAAUUUGCGAGGAAAAUCGAUGGAGUAAUCAACCCCCACAAUGUACAGGUACAUGA